CUACUUAACAACCUUCCAUCGUUCAUCCUUCGACGAUCACAUCUUCUUCUCCCUGUCUAUCCUUCAUCAGAUUCUUCUACACCUACCGCCAACAUGCUUAUUUUCAGGGACGCCCUCACUGACAGCAAGGAUGAGCUCCUCUCCGACUCCUUCAAGCUGAAGGAGGUUGAUGGAGUCGCCUACGAAGCUGACUGUGCCAUGAUUGAAAUCGGCGCCGUCGAAGUCGACACUGGCGCCAACGCCUCUGCCGAGGAGGGUGAUGAGGGUGUUGAUGACUCUGCCCAGAAGGUCAACAACAUCAUCCACUCCUUCCGUCUCCAGCCUACCAGCUUCGACAAGUCCUCGUAUCUUUCGUACCUAAAGGGUUACAUGAAGAAGCUUGCCAAGCACAUCAAGGACAAGGGUGCUUCCGACGAGGAGGUCAAGGAUUUCCAGACUAAGGCUCAGGCCUUUGCAAAGAAGAUUGUCAGCAACUUCAAGGACUACGAGUUCUACACUGGUGAGAGCAUGGAUGUUGACGGAAUGGUUGUCCUGCUCAACUACCGUGAGGAUGGUGUUACACCCUAUGUCACCGUCUGGAAGCACGGUCUGGAAGAGAUGAAGGUUUAAGAGCCUACCGAAUGAUUGUGGCUGAACCUAUUAACGAAUACCAUACACGAAUCAACCCAGACGACCUGACGCUUCUUUUCUAUGUCUAUAAAACCCCCGAUUUAGGCAUAUCAUAUAGAUUCGUUCUUUUACGAAUGCUAGCCGGUGCAUUGCGCAGCCGAAGCCUAAUUUAUUGACGAAUUGUCAACGUUCUACCCGUGACCGCACGGCUCCCGGAGCUAUACUAUUUCGUGACCUUGAUGUCUGAUUCAAUCUUCAUCUUACUGUACCCCGAGCGCUAGUCAAUGAUGCAAACUUCCUUAGUAGUAGACGUGGACACCAGGUUGCUUACUUCCGUAUUAGUUAAAAUUUCGGUCUCGAAGCCAUCGGUACAGGGGGUGGAACACUUUCGCUACCGGCCCCGGAUAGUUGAGGUUUCUUAGCCGGCGGUGGGGGAGGAGGCUUCUUCUUUCCUAAGACCCCUGAAAUCUGCCCCAUUGAUGAUGUCGUUGUUCCUUGCCCAUUAGCCUCUACAGCACCAUAUCGUUGAUUUAGCUCAUUUGCUGUUUUUAACCCCGAUGCGACUUGAUCCCCAUGCCUCUGAUGGAAGUUGUACGCUGUUCCAGCCGCGGCUUUGGCAUC
This is a messenger RNA of Daldinia vernicosa, 1230 nucleotides long. Its product is annotated as translationally-controlled tumor protein. Gene Ontology annotation, cellular component: cytoplasm. Gene Ontology annotation, molecular function: calcium ion binding. The transcript is spliced from 5 exons. Bases 94 to 609 code for a protein of 171 amino acids. The record is from RefSeq and is a predicted model, not a curated record. Lineage: Eukaryota; Fungi; Ascomycota; Sordariomycetes; Xylariales; Hypoxylaceae.